GGCAGACGCCAGGAUUGCGCUGCUGCCUGCAGGGACCUGCCCAGUCCUUCCCGGGUGUGCGGGGGAGCGCAGUCCCCGCACAUUGGGACCCACUGGCGGGGGGCCGCACCAGCAGGAUGGUGUGUGCUCGGGCGGCCCUCGGUCCCGGGGCGCUCUGGGCCGUUGCAUGGGGAGUUCUGCUGCUCACUGCCGCCGCGGAGGCGCAGCGCGGCCGGAAAAAGGUUGUGCACGUGCUGGAGGGGGAGUCGGGCUCGGUGGUGGUGCAGACGGCGCCAGGGCAAGUGGUCAGCCACCGGGGUGGCACCAUUGUCUUGCCCUGCCGCUACCACUACGAGGCAGCCGCCCACGGCCACGACGGCGUCCGCCUCAAGUGGACCAAGGUGGUGGAUCCGCUGGCCUUUGCCGAUGUCUUCGUGGCGUUGGGGCCCCAGCACCGGGCGUUUGGCAGCUACCGCGGGCGGGCUGAGCUGCAGGGCGAUGGGCCCGGGGAUGCCUCCUUGGUUCUCCGAAACGUCACGCUGCAGGACUAUGGGCGAUAUGAGUGCGAGGUCACCAACGAGCUGGAGGAUGACACUGGCAUGGUCAAGCUGGACCUAGAAGGCGUUGUCUUCCCUUACCACCCCCGUGGAGGCCGCUACAAGCUGACCUUCACGGAGGCUCAACGCGCGUGUGCUGAACAGGAC
Messenger RNA from Vicugna pacos (alpaca), 683 nucleotides. NCBI's taxonomy places the organism in Eukaryota, Metazoa, Chordata, Mammalia, Artiodactyla, Camelidae. The record is from RefSeq and is a predicted model, not a curated record.